Acanthamoeba castellanii str. Neff is the source of this 2193-nucleotide messenger RNA. Its product is annotated as elongation factor 2, putative. The record is from RefSeq and is a predicted model, not a curated record. Bases 1 to 2193 code for a protein of 730 amino acids. Gene Ontology annotation, cellular component: ribonucleoprotein complex; cytosol. NCBI's taxonomy places the organism in Eukaryota, Discosea, Longamoebia, Acanthamoebidae. The transcript is spliced from 10 exons. Gene Ontology annotation, biological process: translational elongation. Gene Ontology annotation, molecular function: translation elongation factor activity; ribosome binding; GTP binding.
AUGGACCGGCAGGACAACAUCCGCAACGUGACCGUCAUCGCCCACGUUGACCACGGCAAGUCUACCCUCACCGACUCGUUGGUGAGGAUGGCUGGCAUCUCGUCGAAGAACAGGUUCACCGACGGACUCGAGGCCGAGCAGCAGCGCGGCAUCAGCAUCAAGUCCACCGGUCUGUCGCUCUACUUCGAGCUGCCCAACGCCGCCGACCAGAAGGCGCCCGCCACUCAGGUGGCGGCGGCCGCCGCUGGUGGUGAGGAGGGCGAAGCCCAGCAGGGUCCUUCCCUCGAGGGCUUCCUGCUCAACCUCAUCGACUCGCCCGGCCACGUCGACUUCUCUUCGGAGGUGACCGCCGCGCUGCGUGUGACUGACGGAGCGCUGGUGGUGGUCGACUGUGUGGAGGGCGUGUGCGUCCAAACCAACACCGUGCUCCGGCAGUCCCUGUCGGAGCGCAUCAAGCCCGUUCUUGUCAUGAACAAGAUCGAUCGCGCCAUCCUCGAGCAGCAGCUUGAGCCCGAGGAGCUCUACGCGCGUCUCUGCCGUACGAUCGAGUCGGUCAACAGCGUGAUCUCGAUCUACAAGGACGAGGGCAUGGGCGAGCCCUUCGUACAGCCCGACCAGGGCACCGUGGCCUUUGCCUCAGGCCUCCACGGCUGGGGCUUCACGUUAACGACCUUUGCCACAAUAUUGGGCAAACAGCUCGGCGUAGCGCCAGAGAAGCUACAGAAACGCCUGUGGGGCGACAACUUCUACGAUCCCGAUGUCAAGAAGUGGCUCAAGACCGACAUCUCGCCGACGACGGGCAAGAAGCUGAAGCGUGGCUUCUGCCAGUUCGUGCUCGCACCCAUCUACAGGAUCAUCAAGGGCUGCCUCGGUGGUCCCGAGAAGCGGGAGCUGCUCGACAAGAACAUCCAACAGCUGGGCAUCGAGCUCAAGGCCGCGGAGAAGGCCCUCGAGGGCAAGGACCUCAUGAAGUGCGUCAUGCCCAAGUUCCUGCCUCUCGGCACCGCUCUGCUCGAGAUGAUGGUGCGCCAUCUGCCUUCGCCGGUCCAGGCCCAGACGGUACCGCGUGGAAGAACCUCUACGAGGGUCCCAUGGACGGACGAGUGCGCCGACGCCGUUCGCAGAUGCGACCCUGAGGGCCCUCUCAUGGUCUACAUCUCCAAGCUGGUGCCGUCGCCCGACCAGGGAAGCCGGUUCUACGCCUUCGGCCGUGUGUUCUCGGGCACGGCCCGGACCGGCCAGAAGGUCCGCAUUCUCGGCCCGGACUACAUCCCCGGCCAGAAGUCGGAUCUGUAUGUGAAGAACAUCCAGAAGGUGUGCGUGGCCAUGGGCCGCUACUUCGAGAACAUGGACAGCGUGCCCGCCGGUAACACGGUGUGCCUGGUCGGUCUCGAUCAGUUCCUCAUCAAGUCCGGCACCGUGACCACCAGCGAGGUGGCCCACAACUUCAGGAUGAUGAAGUUCAGCGUCUCCCCUGUCGUGCGCGUGGCCGUUCAGCCCAAGAAUGCCGCCGACGUGCCCAAGCUGGCGGAAGGCCUGCGCAAGCUGAUCAAGACGGACCCGUGCGUCCAGUGCUCCAUCGACGAGGCCACGGGCGAGAUGAUCGUGGCGGCGGCGGGCGAGCUCCACCUGGAGAUCGUGCUCGACGACCUGGCCAAGCUGUCGCGAGUGGAAUUCCACCAGUCGGACCCUGUGACCUCGUUCAGGGAGACCGUCACCGAGCGGACGCCCGAGGCCUGCCUCGCCAAGUCGCCCAACAAGCACAACCGGCUGUGGGUGUCGGCCGAGCCCUUCCCCGAGGGCCUGGCCGACGCGCUCUCCGCUCGCCCGAGGCUCAUGGAGCCCAUGUACCUCGUCGAGAUCCAGACCGAGGACUCGGCCAUGGGCAGCGUCUACGGCGUGCUCUCCAUGCGCCGCGGCCACGUCUUCUCCUCCGAGCAGCGCGAGGGCACGCCCAUCUACACCCUCAAGGCCUAUCUGCCCGUCAUGGAGUCCUUCGGCUUCACCUCGGCCCUGCGCGAGGCCACCGGAGGCAACGCGUUCCCCCAGUGCGUGUUCGACCACUGGCAGGCCAUGAGCGGCGAUCCGCUCGACCCCAACAGCACGGUCGGUAAGGCCGUGCUCGGCGUGCGCAAGCGCAAGGGUCUCAAGGCCGAGCUCCCCACCGCCGCGGCCUUCAUGGACAAGCUCUAA